GCGCGCCAAGGUUAAAUCUACUUGAGUUGUUAUAUUGAUAUAACCAAACUCAUUUAACUAAUUUUGGACACUUAGAAAUAAUGAAAAGGAUGCACCUUGCGGUUUGAACUAGCUCACCAGCAACAUAUUGGAUAUUGGAUGUCAUGGAAUUGGCAUUGGGCUCAAGGUCUGGGCGCGGCCUUUCGGAGUUUGGACGUGUGGUGAUACACGAGGCUAUUUUCAUAGACAAUUUUCAAUCUACUUCUCAAUUCCCCAAGUCAGUGAUCUUGAGACUAUUAUUUACAAUGACAGUUACAUUUCUUUAACAUUGGUACUCCUCAAUUUAUCUCAUAACCUCUCAGUAAACCAAUGUCGUCUACUGCAUCUGUAGUCCCCAAUGUUUCAUAUCAUUUGCCCAAGCCUGUUACGCAGAAUUUCCAGCACUUCGAUUGUGGUUCUGAUGGGUCAGUGUUGGGAUUCAACCAUCAAUCAUCUCCGAAUAAUGAUUAUGGGCCUACUACUAAUUUUCUGAAGUCCGAGUCAUCUAUAUCCGCUUCUAAACUAGUUUCCUAUAACUUGGAUAACGCUUUACGUCUAUCCUUCAAGUCAUCUACAGUCCCGCUAAACGGCCAUAUAUCAAAUUAUACAGAAAAAUUGUCUCAACGACCUUUGUCUUUCCAUGAAUCGUCAGCCCCUCCUCUGGAUUCAGUAAUCAAGCAGAAAAUCCAAAGUUUGCCCAGAUCCUUGAUUCUGACAGAUUCGGAAGAAUGUAAAGCUGUCAAAAAAAGUUCCACUGAAACUAAACUCCUAUGUUCUGAUGAUGAACUUGAUCAUUUGUGUCAAACUGGUGCUCAUUGUAUUCCAAAAAGAGCUUUGGGAUUUGGUAACUCUGGGAAUACAUGUUAUCUUAACUCUGUACUUCAAUGUAUUUUGGCUACUGGACCUCUACUUGCAUAUAUUAACCAUAAACAUUCAAACCCUGGUAGUUGUAUUAUAAAUAGUGGUCGGUCCAGCAUUCCAAGCUUAAACAAAUCUCGGUUUUGUGUUUUAUGCGGUCUUUCCCGUCUUAUUAAUGAACAUCAUUCUCAAAAUGGACGUACAAUUCCUUCUUACUUUGUAACAAAUGUUCGAGCUAUUUGUCCCAGUCUUCGUCCUUAUCAACAAGAAGAUGCACAUGAAUUUCUACUUGGACUUUUAUCAAGAAUGGAAGAUAGUUCACUGGCAGGUUUAGGUAAAGUGUCUCGUAAACUAUCUGAAACAAAUGUCAUCAGGAGGAUUUUCGGUGGCGUAAUACGUUCAGAAGUGACAUGUCAUUCUUGCCUCAAAGUUUCAGCGCGGGAUGAACAAUGCUUUAAUCUGUCUAUGGAUAUCACUUGCGCUCGAAGUUUACAGCAAUGUCUGUGUAAUUAUGUUCGUAGCGAAGAGUUAUCAGGUCAAAAUGCAUAUAAAUGUGAAAAUUGUCAUCAGCUUCGAGCAGCUAUGAGAAAAUGUACCAUUUAUCGAGCACCACCUAUACUUAUUAUCCAGCUAAAUAGAUUUUCACGUCAUCAAAAACUUGAUAUACGUGUAGAUUUUCCUUCAUCAUUUAAUUUACGUCCAUUUAUGACACAAUCAAAAGGUUUACCAAUAUUAUAUAAAUUAUAUGCUAUAGUAAAUCAUGAAGGAUAUAGUUGUCGUAGUGGACAUUAUGUAUCAUUUACUCUACGUCAUGGUCAAUGGUUAUCACUUAAUGAUAGUUUUGUUUCAACAACAAAUACUGACCAUGUUUUACGUCAAUCACCCUACCUACUGUUCUAUGAAGCGGUUCGUAGUUCAACUAACGGCACAGUUACUCGUACAGUAACCUCUAAGGAAUCUUCACUUAACACUAAUACUCCGAAGCUAAAUAACUCUCAGUUAUCUCCUGUUAAUGAUACAGUCAAACAACAACAGUCUACUACAAAGCCUUAUUUACCAUUAUCAUCGUCAUUGUCCACACAGACUAAUCAUAAAUCUUUUAACACCAUAAAACAAACAAAUUUACUACCUGUUACCGUAUCAUCUGUUAUUUCUUCGAGUACUUCAUUUGCUAAGACACCAACAAUUAAUUCAUUGUGUUGCAGUAAUUCUACUACAAGCACGGUAUCAUCCAUACCGAAAAUUGUUUUUAAUCCUAAACUUUCAUUAAAUAAAAUAAACAUCCUACCCUUACCAAUUGUUUCUUCUACAUCGAUAUCAAAUGGUCUCAAUAAUUCAAUGUCUCUUCCUUCAAAAAAUAAAAGUAUUCAAGAUAUUAUAGAAAGUGGUAAGAAUCAUCAUUCAAAUAUUGUGUCAACAGUAUCGUCAGUUAACAGCAGUACUAGUAGUAGUACGACGACAUCGAUCCCUUUAUCAGCGGCCACUGUCCGGGAGUUGCUCUAUGGUAAAGAAACAUCAUCAAAUUUAUGGACAGAACGUCCAACACCAAUAAACGAGCCUGUUUUAUCAUUGUCAUCAACUUCAUCCUCAUCCUCAUCAAUAACAACAUUAUCUCAUUGUAAUAAAAAUCUGACUAAUGAACAAUCAUCAGUUAAUCUUAGUAAUAGUUCAGAUAAUCUAACCAUAAUCAGUACUACAAAAGUACAAACCACUUCAUCUCAAUCACCUUCAGUUAAUACUGUAGGCUUAAAAGAUAAACAACGUGAAUUGACGAAUCCUUUAGUGGACUAUUCUUACGAGGAAUCGGACAGUGAUAAAAAUGUUUCACCACCUCCUCCCAAACGUAGCCGAACAUCACACAGUGGCUCCGACUCUUGUAUUGCACGGGUUCCCGGCAAUCAUAAUGGAAAAUCCGAAAAACAUCAUAAAGAUAAAUCUUCAUCAGAUGAACAUAAACGUCAUAAGAAAAAGCAUAAAAGUCGUCAUUCAUCUAAACACAGUUCUUCCCAUCAUAAUUCAUGGAAUGGUUCCGACGAUAACCGUCACGAUCACAGUUAUCGCGAUCGGGAACUUGAUCGUAGCAGUAGUUUGCCUCGACCUUCUUCUGAUCAUCAUCAUCACCAUGACAAGCAUCGUCGCCGUCAUCAUCAUAAAAAAUAUCGACAAGAUUCACGUGAUUCCAAAGACCACCGAUUCCAUUCACAUCAUAAACACUACAAACAAUCACAUAGUCAUGAAAAUGGAUACAGGUAAAAAAUAAAAUAAAAAAGAGAAAUCCCACUGUUUAAUCCGUUGCUUCUCCAACAAUCAAUUAUUUCUUUUUGCAUGCAUUCGUACACUGAUGUAAUCUGUACUUCAAUUUUCUUUCUAUCCUUAAUUAUACAUAUAUAAACACAUUUUCUUGCAUUGACCUACCAUAUCUGCAAAGAAUUAUUGUCCCAUCGAGAAUACCCACUGACCUGGUGUGUUGCUUAUAAAGUCCCCUCUUUGUCAACUUUAUUAUCCCAGUUGUUUGUUUGUUUUCCUUAUUUUAUAUUUUCUCAAUUUUGUAUUUAAAUUAGGUUCAAUGAUCCAGACAUAAAAAAAUGUACAGUUGUCUUCUUUUCACUUCUUUAAUCCCAUCAUGUUAUCGAUGAAUAACGAUCAUACAUCAAACUCAUCCAUAUGAUGGUAUAUUAACGUCGUAUACAUUGUUCAAGUCCAUCAAAGUCGAAUAAAGAGAGACUGAAGAAAUGCAUUGUAAUUUAUCAUUUCAUAAAAUGAGGAUUAUAUAUACAUAGUGGUUUUACUGCUUCAUUAUUAAUGUUCUGUAUUAUUGUCUUUGAUGUUAUUGAUUUGUUUUUCUUACUUGUUUAUUUGAAAGUGAUGUUGACUACGCUUUUUUGCAUUGUCUUUUGUGUACGUAGCUAUAAAAGUUUUAGAAGAAGAAGAAGAGUCCUGUUUUUAGUCAUU
This is a messenger RNA of Schistosoma rodhaini, 3828 nucleotides long. Lineage: Eukaryota; Metazoa; Platyhelminthes; Trematoda; Strigeidida; Schistosomatidae. The record is from the annotation of a GenBank genome assembly.